UUUUAAUAGAGAUUUUGGAGAGAGACGGAGUGACAUUAUCGUACUGAAACCCAAAACUUUUUGGUCUCUCUGCUUCUUCGCUGCUCGCUCGGAGGAUGGAGCUGUCCGAUCCUUCCAGGAGCUGGGUAUAGUUCUUGUACAAACGUUUCUGUUUCAUUCCUGGAACCUGCCUCCUGUACAGAACCAAAAAUUAAAUAGAGAACAAACAAAAAAAAACACAGAAGUAUAGAAACCCGUUUCCCAUGGAAUUGUAUGGUCGCAACCAGGGGAGGAAUAAUGGGUCCCAACCGGAGUGGACCUCCUCAGGCGGAGAUACCGGGCUCGAAGAGUCGAUGUGGCGAUUGGGGCUGGGGGGCAGCGAAUCCUACCCGGAGCGACCUGGCGUGCCCAAUUGCGUUUACUACAUGCGAACCGGCUUCUGUGCGUACGGUGGCAGGUGCCGUUACAAUCAUCCUCGUGAUCGUGCGGCGGUUGUGGAAGCUGUAAGGGCUACAGGGGAGUACCCAGAGCGAGUUGGGGAACCUCUAUGUCAGUAUUAUUUGAAAACUGGGACAUGCAAAUUUGGUGCAUCUUGCAAAUUUCACCAUCCAAAACAUGGAGUUGGAUCCUUGAGCCAAGCUCCAUUAAAUAUUUAUGGAUACCCAUUACGACCGGGUGAGAUAGAUUGCUCCUAUUAUUUGAAAACGGGGCAGUGCAAAUUUGGUGUAACUUGUAAAUUCCAUCAUCCUCAACCAGUUGGCACCUCAAUGCCGGCAUCUGCACCUCAGUUUUAUCAACCGGUGCAGUCUCCUUCGCUUCCUACUCCUGAACCGUAUGGCAGUGCAUCCACCAGCUUGAGUGUGCCUAGGCAUCCGCUAUUACCCGGUUCUUACAUGCCAGGGACUUAUGCUCCUGUUCUGCUUUCCCCAGGGGUUGUUUCUAUUCCGGGUUGGAGUCCUUAUUCGGCUCCUGUCAGCCCUGCGCUAUCUCCUGGUGCUCAACCUGCUGUUGGAGCAACUUCUCUGUAUGGAGUAACACCAUUAUCUUCAUCGACACCUGCACUUGCAAGACCUUAUCUCUCGUUACCCUCCUCUGCUAACCCUUCAAGCAGUAGCCAAAAGGAGCAAGCCUUUCCUGAGAGACCUGGUGAACUUGAAUGCCAGUACUAUAUUAGAACAGGGGACUGUAAAUUUGGGUCAUCUUGUCGAUAUCAUCAUCCUCGCGAUCGGGUUUCUUCCGGGACUGUCCUCAGUCAUAUCGGUCUUCCCUUGCGUCCGGGGGUGCAACCGUGUGCUUUCUACUUGCAAAAUGGGCAUUGCAAAUUUGGGCCAACAUGUAAAUUUGAUCAUCCGAUGGGGACAAUGAGAUACAGUCCAUCUGCAUCAUCUCUCAUUGAUAUGCCAGUUGCCCCAUACCCAGUUGGCUCUUUACUAGCUACUCUGGCUCCUUCAUCCACUUCUUCAGAGCUUCGGCCUGAACUGAUACCAGGAUCCAAAAGGGAAUCAUUUUCAUCCAGAAUGCCUUCUUCAGGGAAUACCAGUAAUUCAGUUGGUUUAAUUUUUUCUCAACCUGGGUCAGUUUCACUCUCUGAAGUGCAGCUUUCAAGCCAGAUUUCUUCCACUUUAAGCGGCGUCAGAAGCACCAGACAAGGGGGUGAGAUUCGUCGUUCAAGCUAAUGCAAAACCUUAGAAGCCAUUCUUCAUUGUCUUCUGAACUUGGUUAGAGCUCAGCAAGUGUUUAGUGGUCAAUUGUGCAGAGUCCCCACUUUGCACUGUGGAUUAUCAACCAUAUAAACCAAUUUGGUUUACCUCACACACUUGGACUCAUCAUCUCUGGUUCUCAUGCCAUUUAUGUACAGUCAUGAAUAUCUAUACGUUGUAAUAUUUAUACAUUUAAAAUAUUAAAGUAAGGAAGCGUUUUUACA
Molecule: messenger RNA, 1903 nt
Organism: Juglans microcarpa x Juglans regia
Lineage: Eukaryota; Viridiplantae; Streptophyta; Magnoliopsida; Fagales; Juglandaceae
Product: zinc finger CCCH domain-containing protein 32
Exons: 7
Coding region: 243-1655 (470 amino acids)
Molecular function (GO): metal ion binding; mRNA binding
Source: RefSeq, a predicted model, not a curated record